This is a messenger RNA of Mirounga angustirostris (Northern elephant seal), 2254 nucleotides long. It is a transcript of the gene C4BPA, whose product is annotated as complement component 4 binding protein alpha. The transcript is spliced from 12 exons. The record is from RefSeq and is a predicted model, not a curated record. Lineage: Eukaryota; Metazoa; Chordata; Mammalia; Carnivora; Phocidae. Bases 219 to 2015 code for a protein of 598 amino acids. Gene Ontology annotation, cellular component: plasma membrane. Gene Ontology annotation, biological process: negative regulation of complement activation, classical pathway; T cell mediated immunity.
UGACCAACCAAUUACAUGGCUGGAAUUCAGGGACUUCUCGGUGGUGCAAUUAUUAGCUAGCUUCAGGGUACUCUGGUAAACUCUGAUCUGGGGAGGAACUAAAACUAUUAGAGAUCCAGGCAGUUUUUUUCCCUUGAGAAACGACCCACGGCACCACGAUAGAGUCUUCCACUUCUUUCUCAGCUACCUGCAGAAAAAUCUGGGAGAAUCAUCAGGUCAUGAACCCCAGAGCUCCAAAUGGGAUACUUCAUAGAAAAGAAAAAAUGGCAGCCCAGCUCUUCUCUAGGCUAUGGAGAGUCUCUGAUCCAACUCUGUUCCGAAUGACCUUGGUCGCUGCUCUCAUGGCUCCUGUUCUUGGAAGUUGUGGUCCCCCACCGAAUUUAUACUUUGCUUCUUUAACAACUGAGUUGAAUGGGACAUACUUCAACAGUGGAACUGUCCUGAAAUACACAUGCCGUCCUGGCUACAGUAAGGUUAAUUUUUUAAGUCCGUUUGUUACCUGUCAACGUAACACAUGGAGAUACAAUGAAUUCUGUGUCAAGAAACGAUGCAGAAACCCAGGAGAAUUAGAAAAUGGGAGAGUGAUAGCUAAGACAGAUCAUUUCUUUGGAUCACACAUAGAAUUCGUUUGUUCAGAAGGAUAUAUUUUAAUUGGCCCAGCCACUAGUAAUUGUGAGAUCCAAGAUAAAGGAGUUGAUUGGAGUGAUCCUCUCCCACUAUGUGUAAUUGCUAAAUGCAAGCCUCCUCCAGACAUCAGCAAUGGGAGGCACAAUGGUGGAGACGAAGAUUUCUACACAUAUGGCUCUUCUGUCACCUACAGUUGUGACCCCAACUUCUCAAUGAUAGGCAAAGCCUCCAUUUCUUGCACAGUGGAAAACAAGACAAUAGGUGUCUGGAACCCAAGUCCUCCUACUUGUAAAAAAAUCAUCUGUCCAAAACCAGAGGUUAAAAAUGGAAACGUAAUCUCUGGAUUUAGAACCAUCUAUACUUACAAAAACUCCAUGGUAUUUGACUGCGAGGAAGGUUUUAUUCUCAAAGGAAGCAGUUUAAUCCAUUGUGGAGAAAAUAAUGACUGGGAUCCUCCUCCUCCCAUCUGUGAGCUCAAUAGUUGUACUGACUUACCAAGCAUCCCAAAUGCCUACUGGGAAAGAUACAACAACCACGUGCCGACAAAAGAGCGAAUAUAUAAUAUUGGAACUGUGUUGAGAUACAGGUGUUAUACUGGUUAUGAACCUGCUUUGGAUGGGUCUACCACUGUGACUUGUCAGAGAAAUCUGACUUGGACCCCACACAUAGGAUGUAAGGAGAUGUGUUGCCCAAUACCAGACCUGGAGAAUGGUGAAAUCAUUUCAAAAAGCACUAGAUCUGUGAAUAGCUGUGUUUAUUUCUACAGAGACACAGUUUUUUAUAUGUGUUAUAAGAAAUAUCAGUUUGAAGCUAGGUGCCAAGAAGAUGGCACGUGGAAUCCCAAAACACCAACAUGUGAUGAGAAUUGUGAUUUUCCUCCUGAUGUUGCCCACGGACAUUAUGAAGAAGUUAAAGGAUUCCGUGUAUUCAUACAAAAUGAAGUGAUAUAUAAAUGUGACAAAGGAUACACUCUGGUUGGAGAGGCCAAACUCACUUGCAGUUCUUCACGUUGGACACCUGCAGUCCCUCAGUGUAAAGCUCUGUGUCCAAAACCAGAAAUAGCCCAUGCAAAGCUGUCCAUGGAUGAGGAUCAAUAUCUUCAAACUGCAAAUGUUACCAUCCAGUGUGACUCUGGCUAUAAAUUGGAUGGUCCCCAAAAUAUCACUUGCUUAGAGAACAGAACCUGGUACCCUGGGGUGCCCAAGUGCGAGUGGGUGGUCCCUGAAGGCUGUGAACAUGUCCACAAAGGCAGAAAGGUCAUGCAGUGUCUCCCCAACCCAGCAGAUGUGAAAAUGGCCAUGGAGCUGUAUAAAUUGUCUUUGGAGAUUGAACUACUGGAACUACAGAGAGACAAGGCAAAGAAAUAUACUAUGGAGUCAUCACUGUAAUUUCUCCCAAAAGAGGGAGAAAAAUGUGCCGCUUUCAAUACAAUACAGAUCACUUCAGCUUACCAACUCUGCUGUCCCCUUUGCACCAUCAUUCAUGGUAAUAAAUGUCUAGAAAGGAUAAUUUGUUCACAUUUAGUGCUUUGUGACUGUAGAAUUAUUGAUUAUCUUGUCGCUGAUGGUUUUGCUUUUCUGGACACAAAGUGUACAUUUUUUUUUUCAAGUAAAAAUGUAUGUAUCAA